This is a messenger RNA of Rattus rattus (black rat), 5304 nucleotides long. RefSeq names its product BCL2 like 1 (gene Bcl2l1). Bases 1038 to 1892 code for a protein of 284 amino acids. Gene Ontology annotation, cellular component: mitochondrial outer membrane. Gene Ontology annotation, biological process: negative regulation of intrinsic apoptotic signaling pathway; extrinsic apoptotic signaling pathway in absence of ligand; intrinsic apoptotic signaling pathway in response to DNA damage. NCBI's taxonomy places the organism in Eukaryota, Metazoa, Chordata, Mammalia, Rodentia, Muridae. The record is from RefSeq and is a predicted model, not a curated record. The transcript is spliced from 2 exons. Gene Ontology annotation, molecular function: protein heterodimerization activity; protein homodimerization activity.
CCCCUGAGGGAGGGCGGUUGCCUAGCAACGGGGCGGUGGCUCGGCGGGUACCCGGCCUAGGGGAGCGCGAGCUGUAAGCGAGGCCUCAGCCCACCCACCCGGGGCUCCAACGCGUAGCGGCCUCCCGCCCUGGAGCCCUGCAGGGGGCUCCAGGAGGCCGCCUUGGGCCGGUUCUCAAGAAAACGAGGUCUCCGCUGUGGGAGCCUCAACCCUUCUUCCUGGCCAGUGGCGGGGCUCAGCGCCUCCCUCUCACCCCGUCUUUGUGCGGGGUGCCGGCGGCCAUUGUGUCCGGGAACGGAAUGGAGGACCUGGCAGUCCCCCAGUGCUAUGUCCAGAGCCUUUGGGGAAUUCAAAGACAACUAGCGGUGUUUGUGGGGGGUCUCCAGCAUACUCUUCUUGGAAAGGCCCGGGAGUGGUCUUUCCGAAAUCAGAUCGCAGAUCCGAGGCCGUCUCCCCCUCCCCGCGUCCCUGCGCGAAACCUUGAGGUUCACUGAGAAGUCCCUUUAGGGUUUCGGAAGCUUCAUCCAGGGCUGGUACUUAAAUAGAAAGAAAGGAGGGGUGGGGGGAAAUUACACUAAACCCAUACCUCCGGGAGAGUUCUCCUGGCUCCCAGUAGGAGGCGAGAGCCAAGGGGCGUGCUAGAGCGAGGGGGUUGGGCUCCCGGGUGGCUGGAGGCUGCGGAGCAGAGAGGCCGCCCUCGAUCUGGGCGAUGGAGGAAGCAAGCGAGGGGGCAGGUUCCUAAGCUUCGCAAUUCCUCUGGCCUGCCUACCAGGUCGCAUGAUCCCGGCCAGGGCCGGGGCUUUUUGCUGAGUUACCGGCGACCCAGCCACCACCUCCUCCCGACCUAUGAUACAAAAGACCUUCCGGGGGCUGCACCUGCUUGCUGUCGCCGGAGAUAGAUUUGAAUCUCUUUCUCUCUCUUCAGAACCCUAUCUUGGCUUUGGAUCCUGGAAGAGAAUCGCUAAACACAGAGCAGACCCAGUGAGUGAGCAGGUGUUUUGGACAAUGGACUGGUUGAGCCCAUCUCUAUUAUAAAAAUGUCUCAGAGCAACCGGGAGCUGGUGGUUGACUUUCUCUCCUACAAGCUCUCCCAGAAAGGAUACAGCUGGAGUCAGUUUAGCGAUGUCGAAGAGAACAGGACUGAAGCCCCAGAAGGAACUGAACCAGAAAGGGAGACCCCCAGUGCCAUCAAUGGCAACCCAUCCUGGCACCUGGCGGAUAGCCCCGCGGUGAAUGGAGCCACUGGCCACAACAGCAGUUUAUAUGCGCGGGAGGUAAUCCCCAUGGCAGCAGUGAAGCAAGCGCUGAGAGAGGCUGGCGAUGAGUUUGAACUGCGGUACCGGAGAGCAUUCAGUGAUCUAACAUCCCAGCUUCAUAUAACCCCAGGGACAGCAUAUCAGAGCUUUGAACAGGUAGUGAAUGAACUCUUUCGGGAUGGGGUAAACUGGGGUCGCAUUGUGGCCUUCUUCUCCUUUGGCGGGGCACUGUGCGUGGAAAGCGUAGACAAGGAGAUGCAGGUAUUGGUGAGUCGGAUUGCAAGUUGGAUGGCCACCUACCUGAAUGACCACCUAGAGCCUUGGAUCCAGGAGAACGGCGGCUGGGUAAGAACCACGCCCCUUGUGUGUCCGCCCCUUGUGUGUCUCUCCUCUGUGGAGAUCCCUAACUGCCCUUUUUGGUCUCCUGGCAUGGUUGUUGAAGAUAUCGAUUAUUCAGGAGACCUUCCUGGCUUCAUUUUAAUACCAGGGGUUAACUUUGGGAAUAUUGAUGACCCUGUUUUUAAGGAACCUGUAUUUUUCAUUCUGGCUACCCUUGUGGCCCCACAGUUUCAUAGUUUUGUUCCAAUUUCUCGGCAAAGAAAAACAGCCUGUGUGUUUACUUGGCUUAAAACCUAGGAGAGUAGCAAGUUCUCCCUGUGUUCUGCUCACUCUCACGUAAUGGGUCACCUUGGCCUGGGGGGAGGAACAUAAUACCUGGAGGAACUGCAGAGCUGAUAACCCCAGGCUCCUGUGUGCUCGCAUGCAUGCUAUUCAGACCAUUUGGUCAGGCAGGAGCCCCACUGGCUUGACUGGCUGAAUAUUGUCUGAUUUUAGAGAGGGUGGUCUGAGCCAAUUGUGUUUGUGCUGUGCCCCUAAGUUCAUUUUCGCCAUGGUUGACUUGUUUGGGGAGCCCUUGCUGUGCCCCAGGACUUUGUACCUCACUGCCCUGGAUCGGUUGGGGAUCUCCAGCUGCUCUGCCCAGUGUUUUUCUGCUCAGGGCCCUGGGGCCUCUUUACUGAAGCACUGUUUGCUGCUGGCAGAGCACAAACCCGGUCUGUGAGGCUCCAUAGGAAAUUAAGAUUUGGUGACAGACUGGAUGUGGGUGUGAGUCCUGACCCUGUCACUUAACUGGCCAUGUGACCUUGGUCAGGCUGACUUACCUUCUGGGGCCUCAGCUUCUCACAGACUGUUGUGACUCUUAAAGAUAAUCGAGCAGAGGCUGACACCAGUGAGUGCCUUUUCUUCUGCUCACCCUUGUGCUUACCAGGGUGAGAUAGAGGUGAGAAUGCCCUUACUGUUGACCACUGUGGUAGGCAUUUACCGUUUGGAGGGAACUCCAUUCUGGAAUAGGGGAGAAUGCGACUUCUGAGAUGUAUUCUGUCCCCUCAACAUGUAGAGAAUGGACAGACUGGAAAAUAAGUCAUCCAUUGAAGGAAGUGAGGUGGAAGGGGCCAUGCACCAUGGACUCCGGAAUGUCAAGAAUUUGGUUGUUCCUAGGCUGGGUCUAGGGCGGGGCAAGAGACCUCCUGGGUUUGCCCUGGGACCCCAUCCUGUCUCUAGUUUCCCAUUUCUUUGAAACUUCACCCCUCUUCUCUCCAGUAGCUCUUGUAAAGGCAAGGAGGUCACUUGUCAGUAGAGGUCAGAUGACCAGCGUAGAGUUGGCUGAGGUAGAGGUGGGUUCCCUUGAGCUAAGGAUUGCCAGACUUGAAAGCCAAUCUGUAAAUGAACUCCCUGGGGAGAUAAAUGAUUAAAUAGUUCCUGUUGGUUUGUGCUGUGACCUCUUCUAUUCAUUCUCUCUUGCUUUGAUUCUCUUUUGGGGCAAAUAUUUGUUCAGCUGAUUAUAGGAGGGACAGAAUUCCAGCGCUUCAGACACACCCUCUGAAGCAUCUCCAAGUAGACGUGGGCCUUUGCCUCUGUGGCGUGCAGCCUGCCUUUAGCUGACUGAGUGGUCCUAACAACAGGUAGGGUCUUGCCAGCUACAAACAGUAGUCACAUGGAGGAGGCCUGCUGGGCCAGGGAGCCUCUUGUCUGCAGAGGCUGAGGGACCUGAGGACUGCCAGCUGCCCCAUGUCUUGUUCCAAUCACCUGGAAAAAAUGCUAAACCUACCUAAGGCAGCAGCUUGGGGGCAAAUUCAUUAGCUCUCCACUGAUUAAAAUUCCACCUUCCAAUGUCUCCUCACUCAAGAAUCUCCAGAGCCUGUUGGGCAACAUACCUGGUAACCUGCCACUUGCGCUUGGUAAGCAGAGAAUGUGUGCAGAAGAGCGGGUUAUGGCAGAACCAUUUCUUCCUCUGAGAUGGGGUGGGGGGGCCAAGGAACAUUGCACUUGGUGUUAUUUGAGCCCUGGUAGAUGCCUGCCCAUGUCCUUUUAGGUACAGUCUCCUCAGAGCUGCGCAGAUGCUGCUGCAGUGGCAUCCCCUAACUGCCCUGAAGGCUGCAGCUAUAAAGUCUUAGAAUUCAAGUAGUCCACUCAGGGUACGCUCCGGAUUAGCAUUCCUUUAGGAAAGGGUAAAGAACUUUGCCUUUCUUGUACCUUGAGUACUUCAUGUGUUUUAUCUUUUACUUAAUGAAGCAAAUUUACUGAACAGCUACUAUAAGGCAAGCAGUGUGCUAGGGCUAGCUUAAGCUAGACACUAUCUCUCCAUCAUGGAAAUAUGUGGUCAUGCAUAUGUUCCAAACAGUAACUUUCCAAGGUAGGUGAACUUAUUCCCAGGUUGUACACGAAGCUCCCAGUGGCUAAAUGACUGAGCGUAAAUGUUUCUCCGCCGACGUAGUAUCUUAAAUUGAGGUUGGCCUGAUUUCAGAGUCCAAACUCUUCCUUCCAUGCCUUGUUGGGGAAGUAAUAAUCCAGACAGAUGAGCAUAGACGCUCGGCUACUGUGGGGCUGAGAAAAGCCUGUCUGUAGAAGGUACUCAUUCCAUGCUGCAAUGGUAGCAUUGUUCAGGUAUCUGAGAACAGUGCCCAAAUGUGUGGACACCUCCAAUUGUAGUACCAGUAAAACUCAAGCACGGCAAGUGUAGAGUGGCAUCAGGAGUUUGCCCAGUCACGAUGGGCUUCUUGUUAGUGUUUUCCUUGUCAGUCAUUGAGAGUGGCAUGUGUGCAAGGAGACAGAUGGCCUGCUCUAGAAUCUCUGUCAAUUGUAGGGUGAUGCUCUAAGGAUUGGAACUCCAGCCUCUGGCCAUAACACUGCCAGCCUGCCUGAGUCACCUGGGAAGAUGUCUACCUGUUUGUGUCUCUUGUCUUUUGUCUCUCCUACCUGUAAAAUCGAAUAAUGAUACCCAACUGCCAGAAUAAAAGCCCUUCCCUAACCUUAAUUGUAGGGUGGAUGCACUUCUUCCCCAGAAUGAGCUUCCUCCCUCAAGGCUCUGAACUUUACCCCCUGGAGUUACACCUUAGGAAACAGCCUGUUCACUGAGACCUAGGCCUCAUGGGAUGAAACUCUUUUGGGGUUUUUUACUUUGAAUGUGGGUGAGGCUCCAAGUGGGCCAGUCACUUUGGUUUAACCAGCCCUGGAGAUACCCUUUGCCCAAUGGAAACACCAUGGUUAGGAACAGUGAACAAGUGGUACUGGGGAGAGCACCUAACUUGGCCUUUCCCAAGCUGCAGCUCUCUUACCUGUUCUGGCUUCUUCAGUGUAAUAGAGAGAUGGACUGUGCUUAGCUGAAGCACAUCAGCUCCAUUUGCAAAUUCGGCAGUUCUGUGGUUUUCUUGGGGGAAGCCCCAUCAGAAACCCCAACACCGAAAUUCUUAGUAAUCUCAUUCAGGUCUCCAAAUGAAGUAAAGUGUCUCAGGGGCUCCCCCCUGGACACCUACUUCUUUUCGGUGUCCCUUUUUGGGUGGCUCUUGAAACUCCUUUGCCAUCGUAGGGUUUUCCAGACUCCCUAAAGCAACAUCCCCAGCAGCCACACGGAGCUCCUCGUCUUCUGCUUGAGAAUUACCCAGGUAUUUUUAGGGGGCCCCAGUGGAACCUGGAGGAGUUUCUUGACUUUCUUGUGGGCAACCACCAAUUUUGUUUGGGCUGUGUGAAGCAGUAUUAUUAGCUGAACCCC